AUGGUGGUGCUGUACAUCAGGAUCUGGGACUCGGUGGAGAAGAGUGACAUUGGCUGUACGGCUGGCAGUGGAAAGAACAAUCUGGGGGUAUUUACGGAUGCUGGACUGGCCCUGGAGACAAGCAAUGGGAUUUCCACAGCCCAGAGAACAGAUCCAGAGUGUCCUCAGCCAGCAAAACGACGGCGUCGCUCCGUUCAGCUCAUUGAGUAUAAGGCAAACAAAGCGGCAGAUUACCAGGACCAGAAGCUGAAGAAAUGCUGUGAAGACGGGAUGCACGAGAACCCCAUGGGGCACAGCUGCGAGAAGUGGGUUGGGUACAUCCUGAGUACAGCCGAGUGCAAGAAGACCUUCCUCGACUGCUGCAAUUAUAUCAAGACCAUAUGGGACAAGCUGCAGCGGGAGCUCCACCUGCAACUUGCAAGAAGUGACUUGGAUGAAGAUUUCUUGUCCGAAGAAGAUAUCACCUCAAGGAGCCAGUUUCCAAAGAGCUGGCUGUGGCAAGUGGAGCAGCUGACUGAGCGACCAAAUGAACUGGGAAUUUCUUCCAAGACAUUGCCUAUUUUCCUAAAGGAUUCCAUCACCACCUGGGAAGUCCUGGCUGUGAGCCUUUCAGAGACCAAAGGGAUCUGUGUGGCUGACCCCUAUGAGAUAAAAGUAAUGAAAGAUUUUUUCAUCGACCUCCAUCUGCCCUACUCUGUAGUGAGGAAUGAGCAGGUGCAAAUCCGGGCUAUUCUCUACAACUAUCGGGACGAAACAAUUAAGGUCCGGGUGGAGCUGCUGCACAACCCAGUUUUCUGCGGUGCAUCCACUUCCAAGGCUAAAUACCGGCAGAUCCUUGACAUCAAAGCCAAGUCCUCCCUGGCCGUGCCAUUAGUGAUUGUCCCAUUACAGCUGGGAUGUCACUACAUUGAGGUCAAGGGAGCGAUAUGGGGCAGUUUUGCGUUUGAUGGCGUGAGGAAGAAACUGAAGGUUGUGCCUGAAGGGAUGAGGACGACCAAAAAAAUUAUGUCUGUGGUACUGGAUCCAUCUGCGAAAGGAGCAGGGGGAGUCCAGGAAGUGAAGGUGAAAGCGGCAGAUAUAGAUGACAUGGUUCCAAAUACAGAAUCAGAGACCAAAGUCAGCAUCCAAGGAAACCCUGUGACAAUCAUUGUCGAAAACUCCAUUGAUGGGGCCAACCUGAAGCAUCUCAUUGUGACGCCGUCCGGCUCUGGGGAACAGAACAUGAUCGGCAUGACCCCCCCAGUCAUCGCCACCAUCUACCUGGACAGCACCGAGCAGUGGGAAAGGAUCGGGGUGGAACGCAGGGCGGAAGCCAUCAAGUUGAUCAUGCAAGGUUAUACACAGCAGAUGAUUUACAAAAAACCCGACUUCUCAUACGCUGCUUACAAAGACCGGCCAGCAAGCACUUGGCUGACGGCGUAUGUGGCGAAGGUCUUUGCCAUGGCUAAGAAACUGGUGCCCAUUGAAAGCCAAGUUAUCUGCGGGGCGGUGAAAUGGCUGAUCCUGGAAAAGCAGAAACUGGAUGAAGUCUUCCAAGAUGCCCCCGUAAUCCGCGGAGAGAUGGUUGGAGGGUACAAGGGUGCUGAGCCUGAUGUCUCUUUAACGGCUUUUGUGCUGAUUGCAUUGGAAGAGGCCAAGGACAUCUGCAAGGAUCAAGUCAACAGUUUUGAAAGCAGCAUCUCCAAAGCCGCUGACUACUUAGCCCAAAGGUACCAGUCUCUAGUCAGACCUUAUACUGUGGCUCUUGCAUCCUAUGCCUUAGCCAUGGUAGGGAAACUGAACACUGAGAAGACGCUCAUGAGAGCUUCGACAGAUGGAAAUCGCUGGGAAGAGCCAAACACCCGCACCUUCAACAUUGAGGGCACCUCGUACGCCUUGCUGGCCUUGCUGAAAAUGAAGAAGUAUGAGUUGACUGGUCCCAUAGUCAGAUGGCUGAGAGAGCAGAACUACUAUGGAGGAGGAUAUGGAUCUACCCAAGCAACCAUCAUGGUGUUCCAGGCUCUUGCGCAGUACCAGAUAGACAUUCCACAGCACAAAGACCUGAAUUUGAACGUUACUGUUCUCCUGCCACGCCGUGCUAUUCCAAAAAAGUACAACAUCUUAAAUCACAACGCUCUGGUGGCCCGAACAGCAGAGACCAAAUGGAAUGAAGACUUCACUGUGAAGGCAGAAGGAACUGGACAAGGGACCUUAACUGUAAUAACGAUUUAUAACACAAAGCUACGGGAGGAUGAAUCUCAGUGUAAGAAGUUUGACCUGAAGGUAUCGGUCGAAGAAGCCUGGGGCGUUAAGAAGCCAGAAGGAGCCAUGCGUUCAGUCUAUAUUAAAAUCUGCAUCAGGUUCCUCGGUGUGGUUGAUGCCACAAUGUCCAUCAUCGAUGUCUCUAUGCUCACUGGCUUCUCACCAGACGUGGAAGAUCUUAAGAGACUUUCCCAAGGGGUCGACAGAUACAUUUCCAAGUUUGAAAUCGACAAAGCCCCGUCCGACAGAAGCAACCUCAUGAUCUACCUGGACAAGGUUUCUCACACAGAGGAGGAAUGCCUGCAGUUUAAAGCUCACCAGUUUUUCGAAGUUGGUCUCAUUCAGCCGGCAUCCGUCACAGUCUACGACUAUUACACCAUAGAUGACCGAUGCACCAAGUUCUACCACCCGUCUAAGCAGAGCGGGCUCUUCAGUAAGAUCUGUCAUGGGGAAGUCUGCCGUUGUGCAGAAGAAAGCUGCUUCAUGCAGCAGAAGACAGAGGAUCCCAUCACUCUGAACAAGCGAAUGGAGGAAGCCUGUGAACCUGGAGUGGAUUAUGUGUAUAAGACCAGGCUUGUUAGCAGUGAAGAAGCGGGCAGUUCUGACUACUACACCAUGAAAAUUUUGGAAAUCAUUAAAGCAGGGACUGAUGAAAAUCCGCAAGGAAAAACCCGCCAAUUCAUCAGUCACAUAAAAUGCAGGGAGUCUCUGAGGCUGGAGCGUAACAAAGACUACUUGAUCUGGGGACGCAGCACCGACUUGUGGCCCAGGGAAGCUGAGCUAUCCUACAUCAUUGGCAAGGACACCUGGAUCGAGAAGUGGCCCAACGAGGACGAAUGCCAGAAGCCGGAUUUCCAGAACCUCUGCCAGGAAUUCCUUGAGUUCUCUGAAGCCAUGACCAUGUUUGGCUGCCCAACCUAAACUUGGACCCAGCUUUCCCAGCAGCCCCAAGGGGACAGUUUGAGCUGAGAUGGAGCAUAACCCUCAGGUGGAGACAGCUCCACUCAGAGUCCCAAUGCUGCUGACACUCGCCGCUAGCCCUGUCCUCUUUGGGGGUUUCACUCUUUUUUUUCUUAUUGUUUCUCUCUAUAUAAAAGGCUGAAUUCUUACCCUGCCUUGCUGUGUGACUUUUUACAUAGUCUGCAAUAGAGCUUUAUAAGUAACCAGCUACUAGGAUCAUGAGUGCACAAGAAACACCUUAAAUUAGAUGGACAAGCAUGAAUGGGUGGCUAGAUAAGCAUGGAUGGAUAUUUAGGAGAGAGUCUUCUGUACC
This is a messenger RNA of Mauremys reevesii (Reeves's turtle), 3514 nucleotides long. Its product is annotated as A.superbus venom factor 1-like. Gene Ontology annotation, cellular component: extracellular region. Gene Ontology annotation, molecular function: endopeptidase inhibitor activity; protein binding. Lineage: Eukaryota; Metazoa; Chordata; Testudines; Geoemydidae. The record is from RefSeq and is a predicted model, not a curated record. Bases 1 to 3162 code for a protein of 1053 amino acids. The transcript has 27 exons.